This is a messenger RNA of Physcomitrium patens, 1318 nucleotides long. RefSeq names its product expansin-A4. Gene Ontology annotation, cellular component: extracellular region. The record is from RefSeq and is a predicted model, not a curated record. Gene Ontology annotation, biological process: plant-type cell wall organization. Lineage: Eukaryota; Viridiplantae; Streptophyta; Bryopsida; Funariales; Funariaceae.
CCGCUGCAUCUGAUGUAUUAGGCCGUGAGCUCCCUUCGAUCCCUCCACUUGCAGGACCAAGUUCAUGUACCAUCUCAUCCUGAUGAGCGCACCACAGAAACCGAGUCUGUAGACUUCGUCCCCACUCAGACACAGCUUCGCAUCUCGGCUAAGACCAGCUCUAACACGUCGUCAUGAGGACCCCGGGCGCUGCAUCCACCAUGAAGGUCGCAGCUUGCAUUGGCAUGGCCGCCUUGAUGGCGCUGAGCGUCCUGCCUUGCGUGGUGGGAGCGCCGUACGGGUGGAACGAGGCGCACAUCACGUACUAUGGAACAGCUAAUGGCGGGGGCACGCAGGGAGGCGCCUGCGGGUAUCCGAACACCUUUGCGAUGGGAUACGGGGCGAUGACCGCAGCGUUGAGUUAUCCUCUGUUCCAGGGGGGAAAGGCAUGCGGCGGGUGCUAUCAGUUGCGGUGCAAGUGGGUGACGCCAACCCGAACCGUGCACAACUGGUGCUGGAGCUACUCUCGCACCAUCACCGUGACCGCAACAAACUCGUGCCCUCCAGGGUCGCACGGAGGUUGGUGCAACUGGAGACCUCACUUCGACUUGCCAAUGCCUGCUUUCCUGACGCUGGCACGGCGUGAGGGAGGAGUGGCUCCGGUGUAUUACAGGAAGGUCCGGUGUGCGAAGCGCGGCGGAAUUCGGUUCACCAUCGGAGGCAACCCGUACUUCUUGAUGAUCCUGAUUCACAACGUGGGAGGGGCGGGCGAUUUGAAGGCAGUGAAGGUCAGGGGAGGAAACGGAUAUUGGGUGCCCAUGUGGCGCAACUGGGGCGCGCUGUGGACAUGCAAAACGAGGAUGAGCGGAGCACUGUCUUUCCAGAUUACGACGGGCGACGGGCGCACUUUGACGACUUACAAAGCCGUGGGCGGGUACUGGAGGUUCGGACAGACCUGGGAAGGAUCCCAGUUCAGGUAGGUAGAUUGUAGCGGACCUCGAAGCCGAGCGCAGCGUCGGUAGCAACAGUCGCUGUGAUUGGUGGGAACAUGGCGGCGCUCCGCGGUCCGAGAUGGGCGUGCGAAAACUGGCCGGCCAUCCGUCCGUGUGAAGCGGAUCUUGCAGUCCCCAUCGACGAGACGACAACGUGUGGAGAUGUAGAAUUUAAGUGUAUCGUGAGUGUUCAUUCUUGGAAGCUCGAGCAGGUAGAACGUUUGAGGGGAAUCCUUGGAAGUAGGGAGUUCUGCAGAGCGAUUGUAAAAGGAUUAAAUGAUUGGGUACUUGAUCUCGUAUUCAGGGACAUGUAUCUGGAAUAAAACAGUCAAGCACCUUUAUUUGAA